ACAAAUGACGGGCCAGGAUAAAAUGCGGACGCGGACCGAACAGCUGAUUUUGUUUUCAUUUCCAAAGUUGUGCAACUGUUGACUACUGUUCUUAUCGGAAAUUACUUUACAAUAUAUUAUAGAAAACACAAAUUUAAAGAUGCUGGACUUAGAAGUAAUUCCUGAAAGGUCGUUGGGUUGCGAACAUUGGGAGUUUAUUUUAGGAAUGCAGUUUUCCCAAGCAGUUUGCAUAUGCAUGUCUCAGGUUGCAGUCAUGAAGAGAGUUCAAGUAAUAUACAAUGAAAAUGACCCCUUAGCUUCUGAUCUUAUCUUGAGUCUAACUCUGGAUGGAAUACGACUUCUCUUUGAUUCUGUUUCACAACGCUUGAAAGUGAUUGAGAUAUUUGCCAUGAAUCUCAUUAAGCUUAAAUAUUGUGGCCUGGUAUUCAGCUCUUCUGAUGUUAUUCCAACAAUUGAUCAAAUAGAUCAUUCAUUUGGAGCUACACACCCUGGAAUAUAUGACCCAGAGAAAAGAAUAUUUACCCUAAAUUUUCGUGGACUUUCUUUUACUUUCCCAGUGGAACAAGCUAGUGAACCAAGAUAUGUUCGAGGUCUCGGUUCACUGCAGUUCACCAAUGGCGCAUCCCCAAUUGCAUCAAAAAUGUUCAUAUUUAGUGGCAACAGCCUAGUUGAUAGCAAACCUCCUCCGCUACCUAUAUCUUGCUUCUUUUCUCAUCCCUAUCUUCAAGGGCUGGAAGUGAUUCGCCAUAAUGGGUGCACCUCGGGGAUCAAGCUUUCUGUUAUUUGUGAAGGACCGUCACAAGUGCUGGAACCUAGACGCCACGCCUGCGUUCAAGAAUUAUGUUUUGGCGCUUCCGCGGAGGAUGUUCUUACUUUGCUAGGAGCCCCUUCACGUGUGUUUUAUAAGGAUGAAGAUAAAAUGCGAAUUCAUAGUCCUCAGGCGCAUCGCCGAGCUCCAGCUUCUUUUUCAGACUAUUUUUACAACUACUUUACACUAGGACUAGAUGCUUUAUUCGAUGGGAAAUAUCAUAAACUGAAAAAAUUCGUUCUUCACACUAACUAUCCGGGACACUACAAUUUCAAUAUGUACCAUCGAUGUGAAUUCAAGCUCCAACUGCCAACGAAACCUAUUUCAACGGACAAUUCAAAAUUAAUUGAUUUAUCGCCUACCUUCAUCACUGUAUCUGCUUAUUCACGCUGGGAUGAAGUCUGCGAGAAAGUGCAGCCGAGUUCCCGCCCAAUUGUUCUUCAUCGAUCUUCAUCCACGAACACAACAAACCCCUUUGGUUCUACAUUCUGUUACGGGGUUGAGGAUAUCAUUUUUGAGGUGAUGCCGAACAACUUGAUAGCAUCUGUAACUCUCUACGCAUCCGAUGACAAUUUGCCAUUGCACGGACAGGAAUCGAUCGAACCUAUGUGUACAACUGAGGCAACCCAUAUGUGAAACCUCUCUCUCCAGAAGUGGAAGCAAGCAGAGGUCAUACCAUGAAAUAUGACUAAAGGAGCGUAUACGCACAUGUAUCGUACCAUAUCUGCACUUCAGACAUAAAAUCGCGUCGCUUCGGUCACAACUGCUUCGCGCAAAAGUUUACUUUUUUUUACCAGUUGCCUACACGCACCCUGAUCUGUACGUUAAUAACCAUAAUUCCAGCUCCAUCUCGCAUAUGAGGUCGGUUGGGGGUAAAAUUCUCUUUUAUCCAACACUUUCCUUCAUUCUUCUCCGAAAUUAUAGCCUCAAACGAUCCUUCAAAACUGAGUUGGAAGCUUCUGACAUUUUUUAUCCGCAUAAGGAUUCCGAAAGUACCUAUCCAUCUCAAAGGAAAAGGACAGCUCUGGCUUUCAGAGAAAGAGGAAAGGGUAUAUCUGGUUAUCUGCAUCUAAACACGAGAUGGCUGCCUUAACAUGGUACAUACUUCUGGAAACAGUGACGGAUCACCCAGCCAUAAUCCCUAUCCGCUUACCUAUAAAAGCCAGAGCUGUCUUAAAUUUUUGAAUCCCAUCCUAUCUAUAUCACAUAAUAUAAUCACAAUAAUAUAUUCUAUCCUAUCAAAGAA
This is a messenger RNA of Daphnia magna, 2054 nucleotides long. Its product is annotated as PHAF1 protein CG7083. The coding region runs from base 140 to 1444 and encodes 434 amino acids. The record is from RefSeq and is a predicted model, not a curated record. The transcript has 11 exons. Lineage: Eukaryota; Metazoa; Arthropoda; Branchiopoda; Diplostraca; Daphniidae. Gene Ontology annotation, cellular component: trans-Golgi network. Gene Ontology annotation, biological process: Golgi to plasma membrane protein transport.